Messenger RNA from Aphanomyces invadans, 2394 nucleotides. RefSeq lists its product as hypothetical. Lineage: Eukaryota; Oomycota; Saprolegniomycetes; Saprolegniales; Verrucalvaceae. The transcript is spliced from 9 exons. The record is from RefSeq and is a predicted model, not a curated record. The coding region runs from base 61 to 1338 and encodes 425 amino acids. Gene Ontology annotation, molecular function: histone deacetylase activity.
GAACACUUGCUCACGUCGACAGGUACACGAAGGAGCGGUCAGCAACCAGGGCAACCGACGAUGCCGCUCACGAUGAACGACGUUAACGGGGCUGUGAAGAAGCGUGUGUCAUACUUCUACGACUCGGAGAUUGGCAACUACCACUAUGGCCCAAACCAUCCCAUGAAGCCGCACCGUGUUCGCAUGACGCACAACCUGGUGACGAACUAUGGCUUGACCAAGCACAUGCAAAUUUACCGCCCCAAGCUUCUCGGGUGGGAAGAGCUGACUCGUUUCCACUCGGACGAUUACAUUCACUUUCUUCGGUUGAUAUCACCGGACAACAUGCAUCACUACCUCCGCCAGCUGCAGCGCUUCAACGUGGGCGAAGACUGCCCCGUUUUCGACGGUCUGUACGAAUUCUGCCAACUCUACGCGAGUGCGUCCAUCGGCGGUGCCGCGCGACUGAACGACAACAGCGCCGACAUUGUCAUCAACUGGUCGGGUGGGUUGCACCACGCGAAACGAUCGGAAGCGUCAGGAUUUUGCUAUGUAAACGACUGCGUCCUGGGCAUCUUGGAGCUCCUCAAGGAGCACCAGCGCGUUGUGUACAUCGAUAUCGAUAUCCACCAUGGCGACGGCGUCGAGGAAGCGUUUUACACGACGAACCGCGUCAUGACAGUGUCAUUCCACAAGUACGGGGAAUUCUUCCCUGGCACUGGCGACGUCAAAGACGUGGGGUAUGGCGAAGGCAAGAACUACGCGGUCAACUUUCCCUGCCGCGACGGCAUGGACGACGAAAGCUUUAGCUCGAUCUUCCGCUCGGUCAUGUCCAAGGUGAUGGAGCACUUUGCCCCUGGCGCGAUCGUGCUCCAGUGCGGCGCCGACUCGCUAUCAGGCGAUCGACUCGGGUCGUUCAACCUGAGCGUCAAGGGUCACGCCGACUGCGUCGCGUACAUGCGCAGCUUCAACGUCCCGAUGCUCGUGAUCGGCGGCGGCGGGUACACCCUCCGCAACGUCCCUCGCGCUUGGUGCUAUGAGACGUCCGUGCUAUUGGACGUAGACAUUCCAGACGCGAUGCCAUACAACGACUACUUUGAGUACUUUGGUCCAGAGUACCGGCUGCACAUGCCCGUGAGCAACAUGGAGAACCUCAACACGCCGUCCUACUUGAACGAGAUCAAGCAAUUGCUGUUUGAACAGUUGCGCCAACUCGAUCACGCACCGAGCGUCCCAUUCCAUGACGUACCAUCCAAGAUCGUCGCAGACGAUGCCGACCAAGACAUGGGCAACCCUGAUGAACAUGCCGUGAAUGACGCGCCGCAGCACCCUGCCGAGUUUUACGACAAGGCCGAAUGAAGCGUCUGGAGGAAGCGACCACGGCGACUCGUGCGCUGUCCACGACCAUCUAAGCAAUCCAUUCAACGUUAUUCCAGCUCGUUUGUCCGUCAGACUUGGAUCGUGGAAGAUGGUGAUGGCGACAUGCCGCGCAUUGUGCGAGGAAAGGUCGGCGAUGGGUGAUGACGAACAUUCGACUACGAUGGCCAUGUUGGAAAAGGUGCUAGUGUGGUGGGAGGGAGUGGAGUUGUGGUGGCCACGAUAGCGAGUGCAUGGGUUGAGAAAAUUGACGUUUCGUUGCUAUCUACAGCUGCGGUCGCGCCAACUCGAACCGGUCCUUCACGCUCGUGUACCCGUCGCCGCCGACCUUUCCGACCCCGACGAACAAAGCAUCGUCCACGAUCCGGCCGUCACCAGCCACGGCGUCGUUUACGACGAAAUGCACCACGUCCAAGUACAUGACACUGCUGUUUCCAAUCGACACAACAUCGCGCAAGGUGCACUCCAUGCGGACGAGCGACUUGGCAACGCCAGGAGCGUUGACGCGCGUACCUUCGACAGGCUCGAUGCCGACCGCCUCGAACUCACUCACGUCGCGGGGGUAGUUGGCGCAUGACCCGUUCAUGACUUCAAUGAGGUCUUGAGUGACCAAGUUGACUUGACACUCCUUCGUUUGCCUCAGGUUCGAUAGUGUGUCCUUGUCGACGCCGACGCGAGGGUUCACUUGCGUCACGGACAAAACAGGCGGAAACGUGCUUGCAACGGUAAAAAACGAGUACGGGGCGAGGUUGGACACGCCAUUCUCGCUCAGCGUGCUGAUCUGUGCCACAUAAUCAUGACAUUCCACACACGAACUCGGCGCAUGGCGCGAGAGAUUCAUCAACCCGUACCCAAGCGAUUGGACGCGGGACGACGGUACCAACGAGGAGUUGGUACGCGAGGCGGCUGUCAAUGUCUUUGGCGUCGUAGUGCUUUACAGUAGACAUAAGAGCGUGCGUCUUCGCCGACGGGAGAAGGCAGCUUCGCCGCCAAGCUCGUCGGGCUAGCUUGAACAAUGCUGCGCGAUCGCCGCGGAAC